Molecule: messenger RNA, 831 nt
Organism: Exophiala xenobiotica
Lineage: Eukaryota; Fungi; Ascomycota; Eurotiomycetes; Chaetothyriales; Herpotrichiellaceae
Exons: 2
Coding region: 1-831 (276 amino acids)
Source: RefSeq, a predicted model, not a curated record
AUGGCCACCACGUCCACUGUGAUCAGGGACGUUUCGCCUACAAUCACCACUUUCACCACACCAUUCAACCGCUUCGCGCCCUUGGGCUUCCGGAAAUUCGUCGCCGUUGGCCUCCGUGCCACCGCGAUAGUCCUACACGAUAGUCGCAUCCUUCUCCUCAACCCAAUCCAACUGGAAGAUUCGGUCAGAGACAAACUGACGGACCUUGGCGGCGUCCAUUUCAUCGCCGCCGACCUGGGCCAUCAUCUCUACGUCAAGGAUUAUCUGUCUGUCUGGCCAUCCGCCAAAACAAUCGGCGUGCCUGGUCUGGAGCGGAAACGGAAGGAUAUCAGAUGGGACUUCAUCUACUCUAAUCGCCGGCACCCUCCAGAGGAUGUGUUCGAUUUUGCGGAGGACGUCGAGACUGUCUUGUUUGAAGGAUUCAUCACGUUCUGCGUCGCUUGGUAUCACAAGCCCAGCAAGACUCUCCUCCAAUCCGAUCUGAUGAUGAACUUGGCUUGUACCGAACAAUAUGAUCCAUCGUCAUCAGAUGCCGGCAUCUUGUCACGAGAAUUCGCCAAACGUGCACAUUCAUCGUCGAUAUGGUCCAGGCGCCUGGUCUAUUACGUCGCAACAACGGAUUACUCUCUGAUGCGCCGAGACGCGAAGCGCGUCGCUGAAUGGGAUAUUCAGCGUAUUAUUCCGUGCCAUGGAGAUACCCUCGAAGAUGGGGGGAACGAGGCAUGGGCGUCGGUGUACGAGUGGUUUCUGAAAGGCAGACCAAAACCCAGCUUCUUCAGACGCGUCGCUGACUCCAUCUUGAAGGUGGCGAGGAGGGUCUUUUUGAUGUGA